Lycium ferocissimum is the source of this 1084-nucleotide messenger RNA. RefSeq names its product putative two-component response regulator ARR19. The transcript is spliced from 6 exons. Gene Ontology annotation, cellular component: nucleus. The record is from RefSeq and is a predicted model, not a curated record. NCBI's taxonomy places the organism in Eukaryota, Viridiplantae, Streptophyta, Magnoliopsida, Solanales, Solanaceae. Gene Ontology annotation, molecular function: transcription cis-regulatory region binding. Bases 85 to 897 code for a protein of 270 amino acids. Gene Ontology annotation, biological process: regulation of DNA-templated transcription; abaxial cell fate specification.
UAUACUUCAACAUAGACCAUAACUCCUUUAAUAUCCUCCUUCAUCCCAGCCUACCUCCAUCUUCCCAACCUCUCAUCUUUUAACAUGAUGAAGGGGUUAGAGCUAGACUUGUCUGAAAAUUCUUCAAAAAAUUCUCCUUGUUUAUCAAUGGGAAUUGGGGAGCAGCCAAUAAUAUUAGAAAAUAGCAAUAACAAUAAAUCAUCACCAGGGGUAAGACCAUAUCUUAGAUCCAAAAUGCCGAGGCUGAGAUGGACACAUGAUCUUCACCGUAGCUUUGUACAUGCUGUUGAAAGACUUGGUGGAGAAGAUCGAGCAACUCCGAAGAUGGUGCUACAAUUGAUGGAUGUGAAGGGCCUCACCAUAUCUCACGUUAAGAGUCACCUUCAGAUGUACAGAAGCAUGAAGCAUGAACAGAUGAUGCAAGCUGAAGUAGAAGCAGCAAAUGGGAGUAAGAGGAAUAGAAUGGAUGGUCCAGAUCAAAUGAAUUAUACCCAUGGAAACUUUCUUAAAUACUAUAAUAAUGGCAAAGCCUUCUUUGAUGGCCAUCCUAAUUCGACAGUAACGACUAACUAUUCGGACCUUGCCUCCAGGCCUACUAUUUUUCCUCCUUCAUGGAAACAUAUGCAAGAGAUGAGGGAAAAUAAGAUCACGGGAUUCGAAGGAGCAUCCGAUCCUAACACUAUGUUCAAGGAUUUUUUCAAUGGUUGCAAUGUUCAAGAUGGCAAUAGGAACAAAAUGGUACGACAAUAUGGUAGCAGUACUUUGUCAAAUAAGAGUGCAUUUUCAAUUAUUGAAACAGCUGAAGAGGAAGACUCUGGUAGCACUCUGACGUUGUCCUUAGGAGCAUCUGCCAGUUUAGAUAUGACUAAUAUCUCUCUUGAGCUCACCCUUGGUUAAAUUCCUCAUUAUUUGACUCUCUUUUUGUGGGCUAGUCCAACGAAGUAAUCUUCUUCUUGUUCAAACUAGCUAGGUUAGAACUUUGUAACUUAAUCAGUUUUUCUAAUCUAUAGACUGACCAAUAUCUGUCCUAUAAUCAUGAUAUAGUACAUAAUGUACGGCUUUUAACUUUAUGGAUAUUGUUGAA